GUUGAGUUUGGAACGCGUAACCGUUAAAACGUACAGACCUCUUGGAGCGGAAGUUUCAACCAUUUUCUGCGCGUAUAUUUGAAUAUAUAUUUUUUUACGCAUAACAUACAAAUUAUAUAUUCAAACAUUAGGAAACUGAAACAUGCAGCGAUUCCAAGUUAGCAGUGUCCUAAUCCUGGCCUGGAUUGCCUGUGGACAUGCCCUGGCCGUGGGAUCUCCGGAGUGCCCCGAGAAGUACGGCGUGCAGGCCUACGCCCACACGGAGAACUGCGACCAGUUCUUCCUCUGCACCAACGGCACCCUGACCCUGGAGACCUGUGAGAACGGACUGCUCUUCGAUGGAAAGGGAGCGGUGCACAACCACUGCAACUACAACUGGGCGGUGGACUGCAAGGGUCGCCAGUGGGAUCCCACUCCCAUCUCCACGCCUGCCUGCGAGUAUCAGUUCGGCCUGUAUGCGGUUUCCAAGGACUGCUCCACCACCUACAUCAAGUGCGCCCACGGAGAGCCCCAUGAGCAGGACUGCGACGCCGGAUUGGCCUACGACGAGAGGAUCCACGGCUGCAACUGGCCGGAUCAGCUGCUGGAUCACUGCAAUCCCGAGGCUGUCGUCGGCUUCAAGUGCCCCACCAAGGUGGACCCGAACUCGGUGGCCGCCCGCUUCUGGCCCUUCCCCCGCUUCCCGGUCUCCGGCGACUGCCACCGCCUGAUCACCUGCGUCGAGGGACAUCCGCGCCUGAUCAGCUGCGGCGAGGACAAGGUCUUCGACGAGCACACGCUGACCUGCGAGGAGCCGGAGUACGCCAGCGGCAACUGCGCCAACUACGGCAAAUAGGGAUCGCCGAUCGUUCCGUACAUGUAUAUACUCACGAACCAACUACAGUGCAAUCUCGAUUAUGUGAAUGCUAAAAUUAAAAAUUUAUAAUUUGUUUGCUGCAAAUUUCGAACGAGUUGUUGUUGAAAAAUA
Drosophila suzukii is the source of this 967-nucleotide messenger RNA. It is a transcript of the gene Peritrophin-A, whose product is annotated as Peritrophin A. Gene Ontology annotation, molecular function: chitin binding. Gene Ontology annotation, cellular component: extracellular region. The record is from RefSeq and is a predicted model, not a curated record. Lineage: Eukaryota; Metazoa; Arthropoda; Insecta; Diptera; Drosophilidae.